Molecule: messenger RNA, 1904 nt
Organism: Ornithorhynchus anatinus (platypus)
Lineage: Eukaryota; Metazoa; Chordata; Mammalia; Monotremata; Ornithorhynchidae
Gene: CLEC2L
Product: C-type lectin domain family 2 member L
Exons: 5
Coding region: 197-859 (220 amino acids)
Source: RefSeq, a predicted model, not a curated record
CCAUCUCUCCCUCCAUCUCUCCCUUCGCCCCUCCAUCCCUCCCUGCAUCCCCGCCGGGACCUUUGGAAGGCCCAGCCGAGGCUGCGCCUAGGGCGGGCAAGGCCCCGGCCUCCCGCGGCCCCCGAUGUGCCCUGCCCAAUCUCCGCUGGCCCCGCGGCAGUAGCGGAGGCGGGGGUCGCGCUGCGGGCGCGGGGGGAUGGAUCCCGGCGUGUCGGGCCCCGGGCGGAGCCGCCCCCCGCAGACGGGAGCGGGAGCGGGAGCGGGAGCGGGAGCGCUGUCCCCCGGGGAGGUGAGCGUCAGCAUCCGCAGCCCGGCCGGCCGCGGGCCCCCGGCCCAGGACGCGCUGCUCCGGAGGUCCGGCUCCGGCUACGAGGGCAGCACCAGCUGGAAGGCGGCGUUGGAGGACACGACAACCCGACUCCUGCUGGGAGCCAUAUCUGUUCUGCUCUUCGCUAUUCUGGUGGUGAUGAGCAUCCUGGCAUCCAAGGGCUGCAUCAAUUGUCAGGCCCCAUGCCCCGAGGAUUGGCUGCUCUACGGACGGAAAUGCUACUUCUUCUCGGAUGAUCCAAGGGACUGGAACACAGGCCGCCAGUAUUGCCACACACGCGAGGCCGCCCUGGCCGUGGUCGAGAGCCAGAAGGAGCUGGACUUCCUGUUCAAGUUCACCAGGAGGGAGCCCUGGAUUGGUCUGCGGCGAGUCGGGGACGAGUUUCACUGGGUCAACGGGGCCCCCUUUGACCCAGACGCGUUCUCCAUAGGUGGCCACGGCGAAUGCGUCUUUGUGGAGCCGACCCGCCUGCUGGCAUCUGGCUGCCUGUUGACGAGGCCUUGGGUGUGCAGCAAGGCCGCAUACACCUGAGGGACGGCGUGGGACAUAUGGGUGCAGGGGCGGGGCUGACCGUACGGCUUCAGACAUGGGGCUUAGUGCGCGGCUGCAGGGACAGGGCUGAAUGUCCAGACUGCAAGGACAAGGCUGACCAUCUGGGCCUCAGAGAUGGGGCUGACCAGCGGGGACUGAGAUCCAGCAAAGCAGCCUGCGGCCAACCCCAUCUAAUCCCCAGCCUCAGCAUCGGGACCCAGGGUGUCUCGUUUCUCUCUCCGCCAGCCCCAGCUAGCCCACGUCUGGGCAGGUCACAUGAUCCUACCACCCCUUCCAUCACCAGCCCUGUCGUUGGCCACCUAACUAGUCUGAGCCGGAGCCCGGAACACACCUGGACAUGGGGUGGGGCCUGAGCCAAGCAGUGGAUGAGGCUCGGUUCUGGCCUUUCUGAGGGGCGGCUCCUUUGGGGGCUGUACCUUGGCCAAACGUUUUGUUUUUCUACCUCAUCGAGCCCAACUUCUUGGACUACUGAAUUUUCCUUCUGAGAUUUCACUUUCAAUCAACCCAAUCAGACCCUGCCAUGAUAGACAGGACUGCUCCCUGGGUGGUCCUUGGCAAGGAGGGGCCCAGCCCCUGCUGGCCUUGAGGGCAGUGAGUUCCAGGCUGGCCUCCUCCUUGCCCCUUAGGCCCAGCUGCCUCCCUGCCCUGUGGACCUCAGCCUCCUCCCUGUCCCAUGGACAUCAGUCCCCUCCCUGCCUUCUGGCCUGGCCUUGGUUACCAAGUGAUGCUCCAUGGCUACUUGGGGGCAAUUCCGACCUGCACAUCAAGGAAUGGGGCUGUAGGUCCAGCUGCGAGGUACACUUCCACUUGCCAGGAAGGGAACACUUGGACAGACCCAUGCCCUGAAGCUUCUAUACCCUCCCCCUUCCGGUACUGACUCUGAGGAGCGGGGGACUGUUCUCUCUGCCUUUGGCUUGUCCUGCCCAGUGCCAUGGAUGGAGGGGACCAACCCCCUUGCCCUCCCUCCAUGCUCCAUCCAUCCUCUUCCCCUUUCCCCACCCUCUUGCUACCAUUUAUAUACCAA